AUGGCUGGUCUCCUACACUUCCUCAUCGUGGCCAGUUUUGUGUGGAUGCUGCUGGAGGCAUCGCAGCUCUUCAUGCUCGUUCGGAGACUGACCAAAGUACAAGUCAUCAAGAGAGACGGCCUCCCCAGACCCUUACUGUACUUUGUGGGUUACGGGGUCCCUAUGGUGAUAGUGGGGGUCUCAGCGGUGGUGUAUUCAGAUGGAUACGGAGCAACUGCAGGAGCGUGCUGGCUGUCAACCACCAGAAGUUUCAACUGGGCUUUGACAGGACCUGUGAUCGCUGUGCUAGCACUGAACUGCUCGCUGUUUUGUGCGACGCUUUGGAGUCUGAGAACCACUUUAGCCAAUAUGAAGAGUGGGGCUUCAGAUUCCAAAGAUGCAAGGUUAGUGUUGUUCAAGAUAGUGGCUCAGUUUGUGAUUCUGGGCUGUACCUGGAUCCUGGGUUUGUACCAGUCCAACCUUUUCUUCCGAGUCCUCUUCAUCAUCCUCAACUCACAGCAGGGAACGUUCCUCUACAUCGUCCACUGCGUGCUCAACAAAGAGAUUGUUCUACACACUCUGAGAAGUGUGUUGGAGCAGUGGUCCCCAACCUCCGGGCUUUCGAACCGGGCUGUCAAAGAGUCCUCUCUGUAG
Knipowitschia caucasica is the source of this 633-nucleotide messenger RNA. The record is from the annotation of a GenBank genome assembly. NCBI's taxonomy places the organism in Eukaryota, Metazoa, Chordata, Actinopteri, Gobiiformes, Gobiidae.